GUGGAAUAUCCUGUUGAUAUUUCUGACAAUCCAGAUCAAUCUUUCAAAAAGUACAAAUACACAACUUACAACUUCACCCUAGCAAUGAAUUGGUCACCAUUUUUGGUUUCAACGAAAGAAAUAGAUGCAGAUGGUCCAUGCCAUACUGGACUCUACAACCUUUACCUAGAUGAAGCAGAUGAGAAAUGGACCACCCUAAUUGGGGGAUAUGACUACAUCAUCUUAAACGCCGGCCACUGGUUUGCCCGGUGCAGCGUCUACUACGAAAACAACCAACGAGUCGGCUGCAGGUACUGUGGAUUGCCAAAUGUUACUGAACUCCCACAUAACUAUGCCUACCAAAGGGCAUUUCGAACUGCUCUUAAAGCUAUCAACGACAUAGAAAAUUUUAAGGGUGUAGCGAUACUUAGGACUUUUGCACCUUCUCAUUAUGAAGGUGGGGACUGGAAUAAGGGAGGAGAUUGUGUAAGGACAAGGCCAUUCAGAAGUAAUGAGACCGCGUCCGAAGGUCAAAGCUUGGAGCAAUAUAGGAUCCAAGUGGAAGAGUUUAAGAUUGCAGAGAAGGAAGGGAAGAUGAAGGGGAAGAGAUUCAGAUUGAUGGAUACAACAAAAGCAAUGUUGUUGAGACCAGAUGGUCACCCAAGUAAAUAUGGGCAUUGGCCAAAUGAAAAUGUAGUAAAUGACUGUGUUCAUUGGUGCUUGCCUGGUCCUAUUGAUUCUUGGGCUGAUUUCUUGUUUCAUAUGUUCAAGAUGGAAGGCACCAGAUCCCUAGUUGAAAAGCUUCAAUAAGAGAGCUAAACUAUACAUUAUUGUACUUUGAUUUUUAAUAUAUUUUUGUUUCUAAUGAUCAUUUAUUCUU
This is a messenger RNA of Nicotiana attenuata, 859 nucleotides long. Its product is annotated as protein trichome birefringence-like 19. Lineage: Eukaryota; Viridiplantae; Streptophyta; Magnoliopsida; Solanales; Solanaceae. The annotation marks the transcript as partial. Gene Ontology annotation, cellular component: Golgi apparatus. Gene Ontology annotation, molecular function: O-acetyltransferase activity. The record is from RefSeq and is a predicted model, not a curated record. The transcript has a single exon.